Messenger RNA from Xiphophorus hellerii (green swordtail), 1999 nucleotides. Its product is annotated as interferon-induced protein 44-like. NCBI's taxonomy places the organism in Eukaryota, Metazoa, Chordata, Actinopteri, Cyprinodontiformes, Poeciliidae. Gene Ontology annotation, biological process: immune response. Gene Ontology annotation, molecular function: GTP binding. The coding region runs from base 99 to 1415 and encodes 438 amino acids. The transcript has 8 exons. The record is from RefSeq and is a predicted model, not a curated record.
AGUCAGUGAGCUUUCUGCAAAGACACCAAGUGCUCUUUUGAAGAAGCAAGUGAGUGAAUAUCAAAGGUUCCUUCAGUUCACCGGAGCAGCAGCCCAUCAUGAACUCCAAGCUAAGUGAGACUCAUCAGAAAGCAAUCUGCUCCCAACUGGGACAUGUUCAACUGAAACUGCUCUACAAAGCCAGUGUCCAUGGUUAUACUGCUGCUGCCUUUCACCAGCAAUGUGACAGCCUGUCACCCACUCUGUCUGUGGGCUACAAUGCCUCUGGUUACAUUUUUGGAGGCUACACCACUCAACCUUUUGAUCAGUCUGGACAAUAUGCUAAAGAUGACCAGGCAUUUCUUUUUACUUUUAUGGGAAGAAAACUCAUCAAAUAUCCAGUUGCUAAUGCUUCAUACGCUGUUAGAAUGAUGAGCAACUCUGGUCCUUAUUUUGGAGAAUCCCUGGUUCUUAUUAAUACGGGCAUGCCAGUUGUACAUAGCGAGGCAGCAAGUUAUUACCCAUUUAAUGCUGCACAGAUGCAUGGAAAUGACUUGAACUUGAUAGAGUGUGAGGUCUACCAGCUGGUGGAGCUGACUAAAUUUGAGGAUCCAUGGCGGACUGUAACCUGGAACCUUGAACAUAAGCUGGAGCUGAUGAAUUACAUAGAGAACUACAAACCCCAGAUCAGUUCUGUGUCCCAAGCUCGGGUUUUACUCGUUGGACCAGUCGGAGUUGGAAAGUCCAGCUUCUUCAACUCCAUCAACUCUGUUUUCAGAGGCCAUGUCACCAACCAGGCCAUGUCUGGUUGUUCCUCCACCAGCCUCACCACUCAGGCUGGAAGAGAAGGCAGACUUCUGCCAGUCAUCCUGUGUGACACGAUGGGACUGGAGGGCAGCAACGACACAGGACUUGAUAUAGAAGAUAUAACUAGCAUCCUCAAAGGUCAUCUGCCUGACCGUUACCAGUUCAACCCUGCUACUCCUCUGGAUUCUGAUGCUAGUGGCUAUUGCAAAUCUCCAAGUCUCAAAGACAAGAUCCACUGUGUCACAUACGUACUUGAUGCCUGCAACAUCUCCAUUAUGUCCGCAAAGAUGGAGGAGAAGCUGGGAGCUAUCCGCAAAAAGGCCAACCAACUACGGAUUCCUCAGCUGGUUGUACUGACCAAAGUUGAUGAAGCCUGUUUCUUAGUGAAAGAAGACCUGACAAACAUCUACCAGAGCAUCUACCUCAAGGAGACAAUGCAACAGGCCAGUGCAAAGCUUGGGAUACCGCUGAGCUGCAUUGUUCCAGUGAGGAACUACACCGAGACGUUGGAUCUAGACGUCAACUGUGACAUCCUGCUGCUCAGUGCGCUCACCCAGAUGCUUCGAUCGGCGGAUAAUUUUUACGAUGAUUUCAGCGACCAAUUGAGCACGCUUCAAACCAGGGAAUAAGAUUUUGAAAAAGCAGAUGCAACAGAUCAACCGCUGCAAAUCCUAAAAUUUUACCUAUGUGUUUUUUUUUUACCUGCACAGGUUUAAUGUUCUACAAAAUAAAAUAUCCCAUUUAUCUAUGCAUUUAAUUUUAAUUUCAAGCUUGAAAAGCCAAACAUAUAAUUCUAACUUUCAGUAUAUUAAUGUUACUAAAGCUACAUGUCACUAUUCCAUUUAGCUGUUCUCCCUGGGAAUAUUGUUCACCAUAAAAUAUGCUUGUUAAACUGCAUCACUGCACAUGUAAGAUUCUACAUAACCUAAGAUUCUUUGACACAUUCUGUGUAGAAACAAAACAUAUCCACCAUCACCUACACAUUUACUGGAGUGACAAUUCAGUCGAGAGUUAAAAUGUCAAAAAUGCGAGUUGCAUAGAAAUUACUCAGAACCUCUCUAGUUUUUUCUAAAACCCAUUUUGCUCUUUUUUGAGUUUUUUCUUUACUGAAUUCAAUACUGCAGUCUCUCAUUGUUUAAUGUCUCAAAAGCCUGACAAUAUUUUCAGAGUCAUUCUUUGAAACAUUUGUUUGAAAUAAAGGUCUUGUAGCUUA